GGGUGGGGGUGGAAAAAUCGAUCGGCUGUUUGUAGCUGUGGAAAUUAUAAUUUAUAAAACACAGUUCGUAUUAUUGAAGUAAAAGAUGGCUACUUAUUGUCCAACUAAAUUAGUGAAAAAGCAACAGCUGCUAGCGGGAGUAGACAAAGUAGACGAGGACACAGUGUUUGCACAUUUUCUUAAAAAAUUGGAAAAGGAAAAGGCUUUACUUGCCGGAAUGAGAUCUGACGAAUUGGCACCAAGGAAACGCUUUCAAAGGAUAUUACAGGAUAUAGAACAUGAAAAAUUGAUGGAAGAAGCAAUUAUAAAGGCAGAAAAAAGAAAAUUACUGAAGGCAAAACAACUAGAACAAGAGGAGAGAAUUGCCAAGGAACUGGAAAGAAUAAAAUAUGAAAAACUAAAAGAUGAAAAAAUGAGACAGCAAGUCAGAGAAAACAGUCUUGAGCUUCGUGAGUUGGAAGCCAAGUUGAAGGCUGCUUAUGUGAACAGAGAAAGAGCUGCCCAGAUAGCUGAAAAAGAAGCAAAUCGUUUAGAGAAGAUUAAACGAGAGGCUGAGAUUGCUAAAUUGAUGAAGAAAGAACAUGAGAAAGCUACAGCGGAGGAGAAUAAGGAGGAACAAAAACGUCAUGAACAAGCCGUAAAAUAUCAGAAGGAGCUGGGGCAGCAACUUGAUCAAAAUGAGCAAAGGAGACAGGAAGCAUAUGAUGAAUUCCUAAAAGAUAAACUAAGGAUUGAUGAAAUUGUAAGAAAGAUCUAUGAUGAAGAUCAGAGGGACAGAGAAUUGAAGAUGGAGAAGAUGAAGGAAACUCAGAGAUACAUUGAGGAAUUCCAGAAGCAACGAGCUGAAUGGAAGCAGAUGGAACGUGAAAAAAUGGAAGCAGAGAACAGAAAAGUUAUGGAAUUUGCUAACACGCAGCAAAGCAGAGAAGAUGACCGGAUGGCCAAAGUUCGAGAACGAGACGAACAGAAAAAUAUGUUGUACAAAAAGCUUGCCGAGGAAAUUGAAAAGAAACGGCAUGAUCGUGAAGAGUUGGAGAAUAUCCGACAAGAACUGUAUCUUGAAAAAGCAGAAGAGGCUCGCAGACAACAAGAAAUAGCAGACAUGGAAAAGCAAAUUCAUCAGCGUCUCGAAUUGCAACAGACCUACCAAGAGCAAAUGGCUUUCAAACAGAAGCGUAUGCAGGUGGAGAAAGAGGAGGAGGAUGAGAUACGAAGGAAGAUGAUGGCUAAACUUGCAGAGGAUGACCGUAUUGAACAGAUGAAUGAACAGAAAAGACGUAUGAAACAGCUUGAGCAUAGGAAGGCUGUGGAGAAAAUCAUUGAAGAUCGACGCCAACAAUUUGAAGCAAACCAACAACGGGAACUUGAAAGACAACGUGAAGAAGAGAGGAAGAAGGCAGCUCUUCAAACCAUGAUUGAGGAAGAAAGGCAGAAACUUCUCAAAGAGCAUGCCAGCAAAUUACUAGGCUACCUUCCAAAGGGGGUAUUUAGAGAUGAACAGGAACUUGAACUGUUUGAUGAUGACUUCAGAGAAAAUUUCAAGAAAGGAAGCGCCAAUCUGUCUUCAGAUGAAGGCUGGGAUUGUUAGACCUGUACCCAUCAUGUUUGGUAUUUAAAGCAUGGCUGCAGGAGCCAGCACAGUUACUUCAUUUAUAUUGAUCUCUAUUUUUAAUUGUAGAGUUGAAAAUGUAACUGAUGUGAAUGUUAAUGACAUUAUAUAAAUAAAUAAUAUA
Molecule: messenger RNA, 1733 nt
Organism: Carcharodon carcharias (great white shark)
Lineage: Eukaryota; Metazoa; Chordata; Chondrichthyes; Lamniformes; Lamnidae
Gene: mns1
Product: meiosis-specific nuclear structural 1
Exons: 10
Coding region: 86-1588 (500 amino acids)
Biological process (GO): cilium organization
Cellular component (GO): motile cilium
Source: RefSeq, a predicted model, not a curated record